Messenger RNA from Brienomyrus brachyistius, 4140 nucleotides. RefSeq names its product solute carrier family 41 member 1 (gene slc41a3). Gene Ontology annotation, cellular component: plasma membrane. Gene Ontology annotation, biological process: monoatomic cation transport. Lineage: Eukaryota; Metazoa; Chordata; Actinopteri; Osteoglossiformes; Mormyridae. The transcript has 10 exons. The coding region runs from base 1216 to 2562 and encodes 448 amino acids. Gene Ontology annotation, molecular function: monoatomic cation transmembrane transporter activity. The record is from RefSeq and is a predicted model, not a curated record.
UACCCAUUCAUAUGCAUCCGUGGUUGUGUGUGACCCAGGGUGUGAGUGAGUCUCGUGUCCCUUAGCCUGCUUUCCGGGCAAAGGAGAAGAGGAGCACAUGGCAGUAAGCCAAACCCCCAGGGUGACCUGGGGCUCUCUCACCAUGAAUCACAGCUGAAUCACAGACUUUCCUGUUUGCUGGCUGCUGGCCUGGUGAGUAAUGGCCAGAGAGGGCCACUUUGAAACUCACCAAGCAUCCAGCUCUCACUGGCUAUCUCGCUUGCCCUCUCUCUUUCUCUCUCUCUCUCUCUCUCUCUCUCUCUCAGUGGGCCUUCUGGGCAGUCUCAGUGAUCCACGCCAAACACUAGCACCCUCUGUCUGCAGCCCUCUGACAGAAACCAGACUGAUAAGGCCUAGAAAGAGAGAGAGAGAGAGAUGGAAAGCAGAUGCUGGAAGAAAGGGUCAGGAUGACGCGUCCUUACGUGUGUCUGCAGCACUCAGAGGAGAGGGGUUGGAGAAUCGGCUCACCAGCAGAAACCGACAAAAGAGAGGGGGGACGCUGCCCCCACGGCCAGUAUGUGUUUCUGACACACUCUGCAUCUGCCUCACCAAGCCCUCACCGGGGAAACCUCGACAGGCAGCCAGUGAGGCACCGUCAGGGGACCACGAGCCUCACUUCUGCGUGGCAGUUGUUUUCUCCUCCAUUCCAUCCAGAGGUGAACCACCAGAGUCCCCGCCCCCCUCCCCCCAUAUACUGACAGCCGUCCACUUCCUGGGCCGGAUGCCGCACCACGUCACCCAGUUGCCUAGAGCUGGAAAGUACGCCUGACGUCACGGGGCAAUGACAGGAAGUCCCAGCGGUGGCAACCGGAACGCACAGGAGAAGAUAGCAGUUUUUUUUAUUCCCUGGAAGGUGGUAGGUGUUGCUGCUGGGGCAGCAGAAGGGUUCUGGGUUCUGCAAAGUGACACAUUGGGCACAGAACAGCAAAGACCGGGGAGGACCAGCACUCACAGAAGAGCUUCCCCUAUGCUGUGGAUGUAAAACAUGCACAUCAGCAUGUCCUACUCACCUUGAGCACAGGAUUGGGGCAUUUUAACCUAACUUCAGGAAGGAAUCAGAAACAGGUUGAUAUUUUAAAGCCACACCUUGGAGUGGAGAAGAUACGCAGCGGCAUCACUGAACUGACGUGGCCCCCUACCUCUGGCAAGCUCGGGAGGGGAAUGGGCUGAGCAGCCAUGGUGGUGACACAGCUGGAGCUGGAGUUACGCUACCGGGGCCGUAAGCUGCGGGGCUUCACCUGCAGGCUGACGCGCUCUGCCCAUGGCGAACUGCCCGAGGGAGCCUGGCCCAUCGCCGCCCAGGUGCUGCUGCCCUACCUGCUUGGGGGGCUGGGAGUGGUAGCGGCCGGUCUCCUCAUGGACGUCGUGCAAAACUGGGAGGUGUUUCAGAAGAUCACGGGGGUGUUCAUCUUGGUACCAGCCCUGGUAGGCUUGAAAGGAAAUUUGGAGAUGACACUGGCUUCCCGACUCUCCACAGCAGCAAACACUGGCCAGCUGGAUGACCCCAGACAGCAGUGGGUGAUGGUGUGCAGUAACCUGGCACUCAUCCAGGUCCAGGCCACCGUGGUUGGUUUCCUUGCUGCCCUGGCUGCACUGGCUCUGGGGGCUAUAGUGUCCCGGGGAGGGGUGGAGCUGGACCAGGCGGCCGUGCUGUGUGCUAGCAGCGUGACCACUGCCUUUGUGGCAGCGCUGUUUCUGGGCCUUGUAAUGGUAGGGGUGAUUAUUGGCUCCAGGAAAGUGGGCAUCAACCCGGACAAUGUGGCCACUCCUAUUGCUGCCAGCCUGGGUGACCUCAUCACACUGUCUCUGCUGGCUGGGGUCAGCAGUACUCUCUUCGAAUACAGAGAGGUGUGGUACCUGUCCCCUCUGGUGUGUGGGCUGUUCCUGCUCCUCAUCCCAGUCUGGGUGGUGAUUGCCCGCCGCAGCCCACCAAUCCGGGAGGUGCUGAAGUCAGGAUGGCAGCCGGUCAUCGUAGCGAUGUCUAUCAGCAGCAUCGGAGGCCUAAUCCUGGACAAUACAGUGAGUGACUUUGGAUGCAUGGCUGUCUUCACACCUAUCAUCAAUGGUGUUGGGGGCAACCUAGUGGCAAUCCAGGCCAGUCGCAUCUCAACAUACUUGCAUUUCUGGAGUGUCCCGGGAGUCCUGCCCUACAAGAUGCGGCAGCACUGGCCCAACCCUUGUGUCACCUUCUUCAACGGAGGUAUCAAUUCCAAAUCAGCCAGGGUGCUGUUCCUGCUGGUAGUGCCCGGCCACCUGGUGUUCCUGUAUGCCAUCUACCUUCUGCAGGGUUGCCGCACUGUCAUCACGGCCACCUUUGCCUGCUUCUACUUGUGUGCUGCUCUGCUUCAGGUGGGGAUCCUUCUCUAUGUGGCAGACCUAAUUGUGCGCUUCAUGUGGCGGCGUGGUCUGGACCCAGACAACUUCUCCAUCCCGUACCUGACGGCACUGGGGGACCUGCUAGGCACGGGCCUCCUGGCACUGUGUUUCCACUCCGUCACACUGCUCCAGGAGGUGGGGCUGUGAGGGGGCACACAAGGUUAGCUUGUCCCCACCUCUGAGGCUCACAGUGACAACCAGCGGAUCUGUGGUAUGGGGUUCCGAAGAGAUGGGAGAGACAGCGCUACCAGCCAAGAUGGUAGAUGACCAUCAUCUCAAACCAGCUUAUGCUGCCUUUACCACCAAGUAAAAAACACCUGUGCAGCUAGAGUCAUGUGUUUGUGUUGCCACUUUCUGUGAUGGGGUGGCAUCAGUGUGGGGCCUUUUAUUAUUCAUUUAUGAGUGUUUUUUAUCUUUUAUUUUGUAACUGCCUAACAAGAGAAAGUUGCUUCUUCAAUGCCCAUUGUGGAGUUUUUGGACAGUCAGCUCCAGGACCCACUGUAAAGUUCCCUGAAUGUUAUCUCCUAGUUCCACAAGAAGAACCCUCCUGAAGGCCGUGUCCCUCUGUAUGUUUCAUGCUGUGUUAUGUUUCAGAGGGUUCCUGUAGCUUCUACUCACCUGUCCAAUGUCAGCCCUGUCUCCAGGAUGAGCCACAAGAAAAAAACAUGACCCAGAAGGACAUAACUGAUGGAAGGGGGCUUUGCACAGAACCAUGCUGUGUAAAAAGCUCCAGGGCUUUUGACAGUUUGCACUUAUCACUGAAUAUUAGUGUAACAUUUGGUACUUAUUGCACUAAUAUACACGAAGGCUUCUCCCAGCAGAAGCUUGUCAGUCAUUUAACGAUGCUUUUCCGUUUCUUAUUUAUUUUACAGUUGUGUGUUGUAUUUAUUUUUUAAUGUCCUUUCAGUGGAAAUUGCUUAGUCAUCAGUACUUUAGCUUAAUAGUUAUAAGGACUUUGCCUGUCUAAGCCUUCCUCACAUAGAGCUUGCCUGCUCAUCUGAAAAGCACAGAAGAACGUCCAGUGGUCAUCCAGGGCUGAAAUUACCAAGCAUAACUCCGGUCAUCUUGCUACUGGAUUUGUGAUCAGAAAGUUGUUGUGUCCGAUCCCAGGGGGAACAGCAUUUCAUUUAGGAAAAACCCAGCUGUGCAGCUGCCUAACUGCAGAUUUGAUUUGGACUGAAGCAACUGUCCGUGGUUCCCUGGCAGCUCUAUGUGUGUGUGUGUGUGUGUGUGUGUGUGUGUGUGUGUGUGUGUGUGUGUGUGUGUGUGUGUGUGUGUGUGUGUGUGUGUGUGUGUGUGUGCGCGGACCUUCCAGCUCUCCUUAAAUUGCUGACAAACCUCAGUAGAGAGACAGAAAUUAAAUUAUUAAUUAGUUCAAAUUUAGUGCUUUAGGUCUACAACAUAACUGCACAUAGAACCAUUCUGCCAGGACUUGGUUUAGGGACACAUGAAUUGAAGUUUCUGCUGCUGAAGUAAUUUAAGUAGAUAAGGUGUUUUUUUUUCUACCUCACCUGUCACACUAUCAUUGUAUUUGCUAAACAUCUCUCUGUGUGCAUUGGAUUUCUAUGAAGAGAGAGUGUGCAGGAGAAUUAGCAGUGGACUGUUUUAUUACCUUUUCUAAUUUGACUGUGGUGUUUGUCUGAGUAACCUUUAAUUCGCAUCUUUCGCAAUUUGUUUCUGUAUUUGUUCAUUGGAAUAAAGCUUGAGGAGGAUACAAGGAAAAUA